AAAGAGGCAGCACUGAUGAACGAAUAUACUUCCUUGAAAAAUCUCGUGGAUGAACUCAACAAAGAGGUCGCCAAAUUCGAGCAAUUCAAGAAAGAACAGGAUGAGCUUGAACAGAAACUGCUUGCAAAAGAGGCAGAAUUGGCUGAAAAGAGUGCUCGUCUCGCAGCUGCUGAAACAGAGAAACAGGUUUUAGUGGUCCAAGGAAACGGAAGGAGCGCUGAGCUAGAAGUUGAGAACGCGGAACUCCGGAAGAAGUUGAUCGAAUUGGAAAAUAAGUUGUCUGAGGCGAUGAAAGCGCAAACUGAAGCGCUCGCUGAACUUGCCUCUGCUCGUGCUCAAGCGAAUGAGGAGGUAGGCAUCAAUUUUAUAUUCUUUUCCUUAAACUAA
Messenger RNA from Haemonchus placei, 387 nucleotides. Lineage: Eukaryota; Metazoa; Nematoda; Chromadorea; Rhabditida; Trichostrongylidae. The record is from the annotation of a GenBank genome assembly.